Molecule: messenger RNA, 865 nt
Organism: Saprolegnia diclina VS20
Lineage: Eukaryota; Oomycota; Saprolegniomycetes; Saprolegniales; Saprolegniaceae
Exons: 5
Coding region: 48-794 (248 amino acids)
Biological process (GO): positive regulation of ubiquitin-protein transferase activity; protein neddylation
Cellular component (GO): ubiquitin ligase complex
Molecular function (GO): ubiquitin-like protein binding; ubiquitin conjugating enzyme binding; cullin family protein binding
Source: RefSeq, a predicted model, not a curated record
UUUUUGCAUCCGGGUUUUCGACUUUCGACGUCCAGCAGGCCGAAGCGAUGUCGCUCAACAGCAAGCAAGAGACCCUCGUGAAGAGCCUCGUGGACUUUACCAGUUGUUCGCGGACCGAGGCCAUUGCCCUCCUCAAGAAGCAUGCGUGGAACGUCUCGACGGCCGCCGACAAGUACUAUGAGGAGAACGCCAACAUCGCGAGCCUGACGAUCGUGAACGAGGCGACGAUUGCCGCUUGGUUUGACACAUACGCCGACUACGACGACCCGGACUGCAUGCUCGACGAUGGCAUCCUCAAGUUUUGCGACGACAUUGGCAUUGACGCCCAAGACAUUGUCGUCCUCGUCAUUGCGUGGAAGAUGCAGGCGGCGGCCAUGUGCACGUUCACGAAGAAGGAGUUUGUGCAGGGCAUGAAGGAGAUGGGGUGUGAGUCGGCGAGCCAGGUCGCGGCCAAGCUCCCCGGCCUCCGCGCGCUCCUCGCCGACCCGCAGAGUUUCAAGCCGUUCUACUCGUUUUGUUUUUUGUAUUCCAAAGACCAAGGCCAAAAGAGUCUGAGCAAGGAGAUGGCGAUUGCGAUGUGGGAGCUCGUGCUCGCCGAGCGCUUCCCGAAGACGAAGGACUGGAUCGCGUUCCUCGAGAAGCACAACAGCCACGGCGUGACGCGCGACACGUGGGACCUCUUCUUUGACUUUAUGCUCAAGGUCGAGACGUCCUAUGACGCGUACGACGAGAACGAAGCGUGGCCCGUCCUCAUUGACGAUUUUAUGACGCACAUCGAGGCCCAGAAAAAAUAGCUCCUCGGACGUAGCCCCUAAUGUAGUCCUUCUUCAUGAUUGCAUACAUCUCACGCGGACCCUACCCUCGC